AUGGGUAGAUUUUGGGGUAGUUUGCAGGAGGCCUUAGGGGCGCAGCUGGAUUUCACUACGCCAUAUCACCCGCAGAGUGAUGGGCAAAGUGAGAGGACUAUCCAGAUUUUAGAGGAUAUGUUACCAUUGUGUUGGGCGGAGGUUGGAGAGAAAGUAGUAUCUGGACCCGAGAUGGUGAAAGAGGCGAGAGAUGGAAUUGAAAAGAUUAGAAAAAGGUUGAUCACGGCUCAAAGUAAGCAAAAGUCCUAUACGGAUAAGAGGAGAAAGCCAUUGGAAUUUGCGGUUGGGGAUAAGGUAUUUUUGAAGGUUAGUCCACGACGUAGCAUUCAAAGGUACAGUAAGCAAGGAAAGUUGGCACCACGUGGAGGAAGAUGGGAGCUAUACUCUUCAUCCGAUGAGGAUCUUGGAUCGAAAGGACAAGGUCACAUGAUCAAGUACCAUACCGUUGAUAAAGGGGUAACCGUCCGGACAGUUUUAAAAGUCAUCUGGACAGUUCUAGAAGAAACUAAAACAGGGUUGGCAUCCUCUGUAAUAUGGGAAUGUGCCAUCAAAAUUUCUAGUGGAGUGGUGUGA
Molecule: messenger RNA, 573 nt
Organism: Tripterygium wilfordii
Lineage: Eukaryota; Viridiplantae; Streptophyta; Magnoliopsida; Celastrales; Celastraceae
Exons: 5
Coding region: 1-573 (190 amino acids)
Biological process (GO): DNA integration
Molecular function (GO): nucleic acid binding
Source: RefSeq, a predicted model, not a curated record